AUGAUAGGGGCGGACGAACUGUACUUAAUACACGUUCAGCGUGCUGCUGGCAUUGGUCUCCCUGCUACGCUGGUCGUCAAGAAAUUUCGGAACAUGAACCAAGCACUACAGGUGGAUGACAAUGUCAAGAACCGCUGCAAGUCAGAGGUGAUCCUGUUAGCCAGAGACUGUCACGAUAACAUCAUCGGGAUCAUAGAUGUCAUUGAGAGGGAUGAAGCGAUCAUGCUCGUCUACAAGUACCCGGUGAAUGGCAGCCUUGACUACUGGCUGCACCAACGGGAGGGGGCCGAUCGGCUGCUGAGCUGGCCGCAGAGGAGGGCCAUUGCCAUCGGCGUCGCCAAAGGGCUCUGUCACUUGCACCAUGGAGGCAACAGGCCGAUUGUCCACCACAACAUCAACUCUAAGAACAUCUUGCUUGAUCAAAAUUUCAAUGCUGUGAUAGCUAGUUUUGAUGCUGCACAGAUGAACAUGGCCGGGCACGACCAACCGUUGCCAAUCGCGAACCUGCCUCUUGGUAACUUUGGGUACGCAGCUCCAGAAUAUGCGACCGCAGCAAGCCAACUGACAGAGAAGGUAGACACUUAUAGCUUUGGUGUGCUGAUGCUGGAGCUCGUCACCGGGCGGGUGGCCAAUGAAGCUAGAGCCGAUGGUCAUUUGGCGAUCUGGGCGCACCACUUCACUGGACUGAUGGCAAAACAAGUGGAAACGUUCGAGAGUGCCAUGGAGAAGGGCAUCCCAGAUCAAGCGCGGUACAUGGAGGAGAUGGCAACUGUGUUUAGGCUGGGCGUGGAUUGCACCGUUGUGGAUCCGAAGAAAAGACCAUCGAUGCGGAUGGCGCUCAAACGACUCCGCCGCAGCUGUGGGCGUGGCCCAUUCCGUGGCCUUCUCACCUGCUAUCUAAUGUGA
Molecule: messenger RNA, 906 nt
Organism: Triticum turgidum subsp. durum (durum wheat)
Lineage: Eukaryota; Viridiplantae; Streptophyta; Magnoliopsida; Poales; Poaceae
Source: the annotation of a GenBank genome assembly